Molecule: messenger RNA, 4452 nt
Organism: Hippoglossus stenolepis (Pacific halibut)
Lineage: Eukaryota; Metazoa; Chordata; Actinopteri; Pleuronectiformes; Pleuronectidae
Gene: mapre1b
Product: microtubule-associated protein, RP/EB family, member 1b
Exons: 8
Coding region: 174-953 (259 amino acids)
Biological process (GO): spindle assembly; regulation of microtubule polymerization or depolymerization; protein localization to microtubule plus-end
Cellular component (GO): microtubule organizing center; microtubule plus-end; cytoplasmic microtubule
Molecular function (GO): microtubule plus-end binding
Source: RefSeq, a predicted model, not a curated record
GAACAGGAAGCAGAAGAGGAAGAGGAACAGGAAGCAGCAGUCGCAGCAUCAGAAGAAGCAGCAGCAGCAGCUCCACCAUCAGAGCCGCUCAGUGACGUUUAUCACUUACAACAGAGAAACAUCCUCGUGUCUGAGCGACGUGACCGUUACUCCUCUCCCGCACGUGACCGACGAUGGCUGUGAACGUGUACUCCACCUCAGUGACCAGCGACAACCUCAGUCGUCAUGAUAUGCUGGUUUGGAUCAAUGAGUCUCUACAGAUGAACCUCACCAAGAUUGAAAUGUUGUGUACAGGUGGCGCCUACUGCCAGUUCAUGGACAUGCUGUUCGCCAACUCGGUGCCUCUGAAGAAAGUGAAAUUCGGUGCCAAGCUGGAACACGAAUACAUCCACAACUUCAAGCUUCUGCAGGUUUCCUUCAAAAAGAUGGGAGUUGACAAAAUCAUUCCAGUGGACAAACUGGUGAAGGGCAAGUUUCAGGACAACUUUGAGUUCGUCCAGUGGUUUAAAAAGUUCUUUGAUGCCAACUACGAUGGGAAGGAAUACGAUCCAGUGGAGGCAAGGCAGGGCCAGGACGCCGUGUCCUCAUCCAACGCCGCCACAUCAGCGCUCAACAAACCCCCGAAGAAGGCCUUAAAUCCAGCUCCUCAGAGGCCACCCGUCGCCAAGGUGGCGCCUAAGUUGGCUCCGGUGAGCGUGAGGAAAACGGGGAUGGGAGGAGGCGAUGAGGAGAGGACGGAGCUCAUGAAUGAGCUGGAGAUCCUGAGAUCCACCUACACGGACAUGGAGAAGGAGAGAGACUUUUAUUUUGGUAAGCUGCGGAACAUUGAGCUGAUCUGUCAGGAGAAGGAAGGCGAGAGCGACCCCACCCUGCAGAGGAUCAUCGACAUCCUCUACGCCACAGACAACGAGCAGAACCUGCAGAACGUGCAGAACCUGCUGCAGAACAUGUGAGGAACAUGUCAGGAACAUGUGAGGAACAUGUUCAGACUUCAGUGCAGGAUGGCUUUGUGAUACCUGAUGCUGAGGAGUCAGAGGAGCCAGAGGAGUUUUAAUGCUCAAGACUACAAGCAACUUGUCUCUCAGACGCCCUGGUCUACAAACGAGAUCCUUCCUCACGCCAUGUUUGGUUUUUAUAUCCGACACCAAACCUGAUCUUGAUUUGUGGCCCCUCAUCACCGCCACCUUCUUCUGUCCUGAACCUGAAUCCCAACCUGCCGGACGUCUUCCUCAUCUUCAGCCCGUCGUACAGCUCCAGCCCUUCUUCCACAAAAGGUCUCUGACCAAUUAUCAACAACAAUCGAGCCUCGGUCACUGCCACUGCUCUACAGCUGCCCCGCCCUCGCCUGGAAUCCCAACCUUCCCCAAACCAGAUGGUGAAUUACAUGUCUGCUUUUACAAAAGGACGUCCGUGUGAUAACCUCAGUGAUGUUCUGUGUGUAUGUGUGUUAAAACAUUUGAAACAAAUCAAACGUGACUAACCUCUGAAGACCCGGCUGUCGAGUCACAGACCACCUUGCCCCCGACUCCCCCGACAGCAGGCUGCGUGUCUUCACACCGAGUCUCCUCGUCACGCACAGCUUAUUCAUUUGGAGAAUGAUGAGGGGAAAAACCCACAUUCCCCAACGGAAGCUGAGUUUAUUAUCGAUCGUAGCAAUUUUUUCCAGCUGGUGGUGAUUUCAAACGUCCAGUAUCAUUGGAUGAGCAGGUUUGCAGAAAGUUAAACGUAGAAGAUGUGAAGGAAAAGGUCAAACCUGUGAAGGGCUCAGGGUUCAGUCUGUGACGAGGCAACAGUCGGGUGUUUCUCUUGGCCUUUUUUCCACCUGUGAUGAAUUUUCUCCAUGUUGAUUUUGUCGUGUUCAGCUUCAAAUGAGCUUUUGUAAAUUGAUGCUACUGUUUUAUCACAUUUUUCCCUCCCGUCUGGCAGAGUUCAGUUUUUUUGGGCUGCUGUUUUCUCGCAGCAGCUCGUGUUUUCGCCGCUCACACGCUCCCGCCUCACCUUUCACAUUUCACGCUUUGAAAACGUGCGAUUCUUUCUACCAGGAAAGUGGCUUACUCCUCCGGGCGAUCUGAGACUAGGUUUCCGAAGCUUUUGCAGGCGGUGGCCUUUUUGAUCAACACGCCAAUGUUUAGUAAGAAAGUGCUAAAAUAAAGUUAGAGACUGCAUGAUUGUUUUCAUAUGUUUUUGUCUUUUUGGAAAAGUCUGUUUUAAGGAACAUGCACUGUUUGAUACCAGUGGCCUUUAAUCAGCCCCUUGCCAAUAACACAAAUAUGAAUCAUUCGAACGGAUGAUGUGGAACCAGAGCAGCCACCUGACGAACACUGAGCUCGGACUGCGGCUGCUCCUUGUAGCCACGUGAUCUGAGACGCUGUGAGCGUUUCUUCAGGUCCAUCACUGCAACUUCAAAACAAAGUGUGAUGAGUCUGAACCUUAAACCUUCACGUUGCCGCUCUGAAGGCGUCCGCCUGUGUUUUCUACUUCCACACCCUGAUUCAUUUUUUUUAUUAACAUUGUUUAUUGUGGAUCUGACUUGAGACCAGUUUUUGUAAAAUAUAAUUUCUGACAAGUUUGUAUCUGAUUAGAAACAAACAAGAGUUGAUUUCACGCAAACAGUAAAACACACAACUUUAUCUAAUGGCCUUAUUCAUAAAGACUUUUUUCCAAAAGAAAAUAUUCUUCAUAACUUUUUUUUCCUUUAACUUUUCUGUGUCUCUGCUGUUCUGGGUAAAUGUUUGUGCUGUUACAGUCGUAUUUUUAAAUGUGUUCUGAAAAUAAAGUAAGUUGGAGGUGUUUUGGACGAAGGCUCGGAUGUGUUGCAAAGCGCCUGUCUUCCAUUGAAUGAUCCAAAAGACGGACAACUGCAGACGUACAAAUUAAUAUUCUGUCAAAUUAAAGAUCUUUGUCCAGUCAAUCACAUUCAUCUUUGGAUAAACACACGUCCUGAAAGUGUUGUAGCUAAAUGUUAGUUUCAUGCUGUUGAACAAAACAUCAUCUGGGUGGAUUUGAACUUUGUUCUUGUUUCAGUUAAAAGCGUCUUAGUUCUUUUAGUGUGACUGUGAUGUUGGAGCUCGGUUGUUAGACUCUGACUCGUGACAUUUGAGUCUGAUGAACAAUGUCCCACUUGUUUUCUCUGUUGUGGUCUUUAUUUUAUUUUGAAAAUGCAACAAGAAAAAAAUGGUGUAGUCGUUUGUAGUGGAAGCUCCUCCCUCGUCUCCUUCCUUCCUUGUCUCCUUCCUCCUUCCUCCUCUGCCUCUUCUUCCUCAGUUCUUGUGAUUCACUGCUGAGCAGCAGACUGAAUACCGAGCAGCAGGACGGAUCUGCUGUUCUGACUGGACCUUUGUUCACUUAGUCGUAUUUUAUUCUUAAUGUUCUGAACAUAAAAAGAAAACUGCUGAGAGUUUCAGACGUCAGGCUGCAGCCGAGCUCCAUCACAUCUCCAUGAAUCAAACAAGAAAAUAAUCGUGGUUUGAUUUUUCAUCACAUUUCAGGUGUUGAUUUUAGAAGAAUCUCUUACUUAGAUUAUGCAUCAGCAGCUGAAAGUCAAAACUUAACAUACAGACGCAGAAAAACGGUGAACUGUCUGAAAGUGAUGAGCAGAUUUUCUCUAAAAGUUAAAUUGUGGCUAUUUAAUAUAAUUUAAAACCUACUGAUGUGCGCGAGUUUCUGAAUUAAUCAAUUUCGUUCUUCGUUUAAUCAAUAUUUUUAUUAGCGAUGAAAUGUCAAAGAUGUUUCAUGUUUUUGUCUGACACGAUCAAAAGACGAAACAAGGAAAUGUUUCUCGUUUUGUUGGACGGUUAUUAAUCAAAUCACAGGUGAACAAUUUACAGAUUAGUUUAAGCUGCUGAAUAUUUACACUGAACUUUAAAUGAAACUAAAGAUCAGACUGAAGCCAACACACGUCUGGUUUUCUAAACUGGAUAAAACAAGUUUGUUGGACUUGUUACAGCAGCUCUUCAGGAAGCAGAGGAUCAUGGGUAAUAUCCAGCGUUAUGACACAGCUCAACACAUUCAUACACUUUAGUUUUUUUCUACUCAUGAAAACCACUUCAUCACCACAUGUGGCUGCAGGGGGCGCUGUUGCUCAGUAACAGACUUCAGUCACUGGUCAGCUGAUGAGAAUCUUUAAGGGAUGAUUUUGACAAUCAGCUGUAGUAAAGUAUUUAAUAUGUUUCGACUGUUCGGGUCAGUGAUUGUGUGUUUUAUUGUCAAAGUGUUAACGAGCUUCGUGAGGAGCUCUCGGUUGCCGUGGGAUACGUCGUUAUCUCGAGGCCUUGACUCAAAUCAGUGGUGACAUCACAUUCUGAGGCUCUGACCUCUGACCUUUCCCCUCGUAGCUGUCAGUGUGUUCACUCACCCGAGUGACACUGACUCUGAUGUUUGUUAAAAAUCUGAUUAACUCGAUUUUAUGGAAUCAAGUUUCGUACAAAUAAUAAAACUGAAUUUCCUCGUCAA